AUUUCCCCCCUCCUCCACCAGAGAGCAGCUUAGUGUUUCCUCCUCCACCUCCUUCCCCAGCUUCCUCUGCAGGUUCUCCCCCCCCUGACAGAUCAGGGUCUCCAGUCAAAAAGACCAGCAAGACGUCAAGCCCUGGAGGGAAGAAACCACCUCCAACACCUCAGCGAAACUCCAGCAUCAAGUCCGCCAGUUCCACCGAGUACCAUGAGUCCAAGAGACCUUCAGUGGACCGCCUUGUCAGCAAAUUUGCACACCCACCAGAGCUGUCAGGGUCUCCUUCCAAGGAGUCAUCACCUCCUGCAGCCCCUCCAAAGCCAGGAAAGCUCAACCUUUCUGGGGUGGGCCUGCCCAUUGUCCUCCCGCAAGGAGGGAUCCCGGCCAAGGCUCCUGCUCUGGGUGUGUCUGAGAAGGAACCUGUGGUUGAAUUCCCUUCGCCACCAUCCGAUUCGGACUUUCCACCGCCACCACCUGAAAUAGAUCUUCCUCUCCCACCGGUUGAGAUCCCAUCCGUGUUUUCAGGCAGCACCUCCCCAAAAGUCGCGGUUGUCAAUCCCCAGCCUCAGGCGUGGUCAAAACCACCUGUGAAAAAGGCUCCGCCACCCACACGCCCCAAGCGGAACGACAGCACUCGGCUGACGCAGGCGGAGGUUGCAGAGCCGCCGGGGUCAGCUGCCCCUCAAGUGCCCACUUCACCCAAGUCCAGCCUUAGCGUUCAGCCGGGAUUCCUGGCAGACCUCAACCGGACGCUGCAGCGGAAAUCCAUCACCCGGCACGGCUCCCUCUCCUCCGCACGGAUGUCCAGAACAGAGCCCACGGCCACCAUGGACGACAUGGCCCUGCCUCCACCUCCACCGGAGCUGCUGGCUGACCAGCAGAAGACGAGCAGCUUUGGGGGCGGUCAUUUAUCCGGCUAUGCAACGUUGCGGAGGGGGCCACCCCCUGCGCCUCCCAAAAGGGAUCAGAACACCAAGCUGUCGCGAGACUGGUAA
Nestor notabilis (Kea) is the source of this 989-nucleotide messenger RNA. RefSeq names its product ras-associated and pleckstrin homology domains-containing protein 1-like. The transcript has a single exon. NCBI's taxonomy places the organism in Eukaryota, Metazoa, Chordata, Aves, Psittaciformes, Psittacidae. The annotation marks the transcript as partial. The record is from RefSeq and is a predicted model, not a curated record.